AUGGACUCGCAACAAGCUGGCAUAGAUGCGAAAGACGCUCCUGCCGAAGGAAUUGUCCAUGCCGCCUUGUCAAGGAAACAGCCACCUCCAGAAUCUCCUGAUGGCAUCAAGACGCGUAGAUGGAUCAUUUUCUGCUUCUGGGCCAUUGCAGGUCUGCUAGGCCUGCCUAUUUGGUACGCCACGACUACUGUGCCCCGCGCCGCACUGCCCUUGGAGUCGAUGGAUGCCUGGGCUUCAGGUCAGACAUGUAAACUCGAAUUCCCUGUGCAUCUUGUCCUUGCUGCUAGCCAUCUUGAUACCGCAAUUACCAUCGAUCUUGCUCAACAGGUUCAGCGAGGCUUGGACAAACAGAACAAGUCUCCCAUUCACCGCUUGCGAGUUAUCACAUCGGGACACAGUACUGCAGAUCAGUCAGCAGACGCGCCAUAUAUUGACCCUUUGUCAUCCUCGGCUAUCACCAGUCAAGUCGCUGCCACGGUCAAUCUCGUGCUUGACACAUCCUACACUCAACCCCUAGCCAAGGUCCAGCCCUUUGACCCCAUCCUUGACAUCUACCACGGGUCGUUGUCGUCGACUCAGCCCUCAGAUGUAUCUAAUCUGGCUGACUUCAUUGCGAACGAACUUCUGAAGCUGUUUGCGGAGGAGCAGGUCACUCUUGACUAUCUUUUGACAGGACAGACCACUCAUCAUGAGUCAUCUGGAAGCAUCGAUUCCUCAUCAAUCAUCGAGAACUACAGGAAAAGAUCUAACCGUGCUUUCAAGUAUGCCUCGACUUACCAUCUGACAUUCUCUCUCUUCACCGGAUCAGCAUCACCCUCCGCAUGGGACAUUAAAGCAGCGCUAGACGAGUACUUGGGUCCUUUCUUGGCCUCCUUCUCAUCGGUCAGCAAGUUCAGUGUCGACACUCAAGUGCAGCUGUAUGCAUCUCUUUCUCCUUCACUACACGGCCCCCAAUAUGACGAGGCAUCGAAGAAAUGGACACUUCUGCGUUCCGAUUUGAGUGCAUUCAUCAAUGCAGCGGAGUGGCCUCUUAGUCCGAGCAUCGGCGUUGGACCUACUAUCAACUUUGUUGCUUACGUUCCGUCUCCCAAGCAAGCUCCCAUGGUGAUCCAAGAGACCGGUGGGACUAGUUGGCUGAUUCCUCAAUGGGGCGGUGUUCAAAUAUUGAAUCCUUCAACAGACCAAGGAAACAACACUGCCCUCACUAAACAGGAUCUCGAGCCGGUGAUGCGCAUUUUCGCAGAACAACUGGAGUCCCUGAUUGGUCUGCCGCAAUCACCAUCUUCGCUUCCUCUACGACUUUCGAGUCUAACACGUGAGAGAGCAGCAUCGCUUAUUCUGUCGGCAUCUUCGACUCUCGGAGCAUUGUCUAGGCUGACGCUCAAGCUGACCAGCAUUGCUAUUCCAGACAAUGUGGCUGAUUCGGUACAAAAGACAAUCCACCAUCUAGAAACUGCCUGCUCCCAUGUUCAUGAAGGUCAAUACGACACUGCAUUGGAGCAUGCACGAAUCGCUGAAGCCCAUGCGGAGCAAGCCUUCUUUGAACCAUCCAUGGUUGGUCAGGUCUACUUCCCUGAUGAGCACAAGGUCGCAGUCUAUGUGCCUCUGCUCGGUCCCAUGGCAGUACCUUUGGUGAUGGCGGCACUAAAAGAGUUCAAGCAGUUCAAGCAGGCACGGGCAAAGACUAGUUGA
Molecule: messenger RNA, 1692 nt
Organism: Aureobasidium pullulans EXF-150
Lineage: Eukaryota; Fungi; Ascomycota; Dothideomycetes; Dothideales; Saccotheciaceae
Exons: 2
Coding region: 1-1692 (563 amino acids)
Biological process (GO): attachment of GPI anchor to protein
Cellular component (GO): GPI-anchor transamidase complex
Source: RefSeq, a predicted model, not a curated record